AUGGAUGCAGGCACAGGGGCUUUAACAUCGAAAGCUCGUUUAAGACAACACCUAUUAGACGGAGAACAAGACAUUGAUACACUAAGUGAAUCUUUGCAACAGCAUCAGUACCAACAACAACAACAGAAUCCAAAAUAUAACCGAUUUCAACCGGCUUAUAUGCAACAACAACAACAGCAAUUUAUGAAUGUACCAGGCGCAGUAUCCCAUACAAAUCUGAUAACUUCCGCAUCAACAACAAAUUACGAUAUUAUGACACCGUUACCUACUUCUGGAUCACCGUUUACUUCCAAUAGUAACCCAAGCUAUACAAACAUUAAUACGAACUCAUCAAGAAAAUCAUCUAUGACUUCCCAAACUGCCGCAGGAGUAAAUCGAUUUUUUCGAAGAAACAAAGGUGCCGACUUGAAUUUCAAUGAAGAUUCAGGAGCAGAUAUUAUGGAUCUUACUAAUGGUAGUAGCGUUUCUUUUGAUGAUAUCACCCAUAUGAGAAACAGAGGGCCAUAUGCUAUGAACUCUCAUAAGGCCCUUGAUACUGCACCAAUAAUCCCUACAUUGGGAGCUGGUGGAACUCUAGGUGGACUAGGGCCAGCUUCGGGCUCAAAAGUUAACAACGUUCAAUACAGGAAACAGAUGAACCAACAGAAGAAACUAGCGAUGAUUAAUGGCGCCAGAGCAAACUCAUUGGCAACUGGUAAUCCCAUGAUGGGGCAACAGUCACAAUAUAUGGGCGGUGGGCCAAAUGACCCACGUACGAUGUCAAUGGUAAACUCCAACCCAAGAACGAUGUCAUUAAAUUCCCAGGGACCAAGAACCAUGUCCAUGAGGUCAGGACCAUUCCCGCAAAGAUUACCUUAUAACCCGCAAUUACAACAACAACAGCAGCCACCACCACCACCGCAACAGCAAGUAUAUGGACCAGGAGGAGCAGCACCUAGAACACAGUCUUUAAGAACAGGCCCAUAUCCUCCACAACAAAUGCCCAUGGGUAAUGGUGUGCCACCAAAUGGCCCACGAACUAUGUCAUUGAUGAACGGUGGAAUGCCAAACAACGGUCCAAGAAGCAUGUCUUUAAUGAAUGGUGGUAUGCCUCAAAACUAUCCUCGAACCAAGUCCUUGGGUACACUGGGUCCGCCAUUAGGAUACCAAGGACCACCAUUAAGAAGUCAGAAUUUGGUUCCCGCUAAUCCUUCACAACAACAACAACAACAAAUGGAUCAUGGAUAUGGGGUGCCUCCACAAGAACAACAAUAUUCUCAGCCGACUCAGCAAGCAUUCGCUCCAGGUCAACAACCAUUUAUACCUAGAAAUGCUCCACAAUUACGACAACAACAACAGAAACAACAGCCACCACAACAGCAACAGUAUAGUCAAUGGCAAAACUUGCAACCGCAACCACAACAGUUAUCUCAAAACUCUAGUGACUCUUUACAAGAAGCCAUUGUUGAAGAAGAAGAGGAAGAAGAACCACAACUGUUACGGGCCAAUAAUUUUAGUGUAGAUCCUGCUUCCCAAAACAAAUCUGAAAAGCGUGACGAGGAGAAUAUGAUUUACAAUUUCGAGAAUGAAGACCCAGAUGCUGCAUUGUCUCGUAAAUCAACAUUAAAGAAGAAUAAUUCAAUGAGAGUUCGAAAACUAAACUUAUUCAAUGAUGAGAAACCGCAAACUGGCAAGAAAGCUCUCUCCAGAAAGAAACCUCCUGUUAGUCCUGCUGAUGCCAAUUUUGGUCCUGUGAGUUCUAACGAUAGUGUACAGAAUUCGGUAAAGGACCUACCUAGAAUACCAGAUACUUCAAACGAGGAUUUACACCAAAAAUCUCCAACACCAAAUGAAGAAGAAGAGGAUCUUAACGAAGUUCCUGGCUCGCCCACUUUUAAUGUCAGUGCUCCUCCUACUAGAGAGUCCUAUCUUGAUGAUGAAGACGCCAAUCCAAGUAAUGAUGGUUAUAAAGCUUUAGGUGCCAAUGCAAGAGCUUCUACACACGACAUAUUUGUCACGGCUUUGGAUUUCAACUCUCCUCAAAAAAGUAAUAGAUCCAUGAAAAUAGGAUCACCUCAUACAUCGCCACAGAAAUCUCGCAUACUGGGAACUUCUGAUUUCCCUUCACCAAAUGUUGAAAAAGAUCAAAGUGACGAGCAAUCUACAAUACAAGAAGAUACUGUGGGCGCUGACACCUCAGUAGAAGAUACGGUUUCAAAAACAUCUCCACCACUUAAUAAUUCAUCGAUCAAUCGCACCAUUCUGGAUUCUAAUCUGAAAUUUCGAAAUAUUGUGGCCAAUACUGUUUUCAGUAAGUUUAGAUCUCCAUCAGCUGAGUCUACUCCAAAAUUUUCAAGUCCAGCAAUUGCUAACCGUUUUGCUGAUGGCGAUGAACGACAACAACAAGGAUCAGAGACAUCUUCUGUUUAUGAAAGUAAUACACCUAGAAAAAUGCUGAAAUAUGAUUUGAACAAUUCGGACACUGACGAUAGUGAAAUAAGAAGAAGAGAUCAAAAUGGUUUUUUCGAACAAAGUACAAAUGGUGAGACUACUCCACCAACUUCAUCAACGUCUAAUAUUUCACAUAAAGUGGGAGAAAAGUAUACGUACAUGGGUGAAGAACAGGAGGGAAAUAAUACCAACAGUUUUGAUCAAUUCAGUUCUCUGUUGCAACAUUCACAACAAGAAGAGAAACAACAGGGAAGAUCUAAUUCACAUUCUAGCAACGCAAAUUCAUAUGAUGGUAGUUUCUAUCAAAAUUUUAGCGAACCUAUUCAUGAUAUACCUGAAGAACAAAGAAGAUCUCAAGACAAGACCCCUGAUUUCACCCAAUUUAACAACAACAACAAUAAUAGUAAACUUGGAAAUGUUGAAUUGGAACAGGAUUCGUUGCCGAAAUCAAUUCUGGCACGUCGUUCCUCUAGUGGAGAGUCGAUGAAGAUGCUUUUGACAUCUCAUGGUAGUGCAACUAAAUUAUCGUCAGCAGCAGCAGCAGCUCCAGCAUCUGGACAAGCUAUUAAUAAACGAUCAUCAUUUUCGCUCAAUGGUACAAAGAAUAUCUUUAAAAGAUUCUCGAAAUCAGGCAGAAGAACUAGUUCUAUUGACGAAAAUGAUUCAACAUUGAAUCCUAUCUUGUCAAGAAAUUCUUCAAUGACACAAGCUUCAAAACAACCUUUGUUUAACAAACGAGUAUCGUCUUCUGGAAACAUGAGUUUAUCAGAUCUGUCGGUGAUUAAGACUGCCACGAACCAGAAACAGCCAUUGACAUUCACUAAAGAAGAGAUGAGUAUAAUGAAUUGUAACAAUGAUUUAUUAAAUGAAUUAGAAUUGGUCACUACAGAAUUAGCUUCUUCGAUUAAACGAGAAUUGGCAUUAGAAAGUAAAUUGAGAAACAGUCCCCAACAACAACAAAAUUCUCCUAAAUUGGAUGAAGAAUUAAAAUCCGAAAUCACAGAAAAAUCUCGAGUUAUUGCUGAUUUACAAGAAAAAUUGAGCAAAGAAAGAAGAUUGAGGUUUAUUAGUGAAGAACAUGCAUUGUUGGGUGAACAUGGUCAAGCACCUUCUGCAUUGAAAUUAAAUUAUGAAAAGACUGAAUUAUACAAGCAAUUGUUAAUUAAAAAUGAUUUAGUUCAUCAAUUAGAAGAUAAAUUAUCUGAGUAUGAGAGAAGAAACAGUGGAUUAUUUCAACAUGAAAGACCAUCUCAUGAUAUUGAUUUACUUGAAAAAUAUAAUGAGUUGUUGAAAGAAAACACUAACUUGAAAGUACAUGUCAUACCUGAUUUAGAAAGAAAAUUAACAGAAAAGAAUCAAGUUGAUGAUUAUGAUGAAUCUCAAUUAGAAAUUCAAACAUUAAAGAUGCAAAGAGAUGAAUUAAGAGAAGUUGUUAAUAAAUUGACAUCGCUGAAUAAUGCCGAAUUGAAACUUGCUCAAGAAAAAAUCAAACAUUUACAAUCGAAAUUAGAUGAUAUGAAACAAAUAAAUGAUAGAUUAAGCAAUAGAAAUGUGAAUGAUGGUAAAAAAGGUGGUAAAUUGAAUGGAUUUAGUAUUGUCAGUCCAACCAAAAAGUUAUUUGAUGAUUGA
Candida albicans SC5314 is the source of this 4059-nucleotide messenger RNA. RefSeq lists its product as uncharacterized. The record is from RefSeq and is a predicted model, not a curated record. NCBI's taxonomy places the organism in Eukaryota, Fungi, Ascomycota, Pichiomycetes, Serinales, Debaryomycetaceae. The transcript has a single exon. The coding region runs from base 1 to 4059 and encodes 1352 amino acids.